This is a messenger RNA of Pseudomyrmex gracilis, 914 nucleotides long. Its product is annotated as chymotrypsin-1-like. Gene Ontology annotation, molecular function: serine-type endopeptidase activity. The transcript has 4 exons. NCBI's taxonomy places the organism in Eukaryota, Metazoa, Arthropoda, Insecta, Hymenoptera, Formicidae. Bases 69 to 839 code for a protein of 256 amino acids. The record is from RefSeq and is a predicted model, not a curated record. Gene Ontology annotation, biological process: proteolysis.
GAACUGUGGUCAUUACUGGGUUUGUUAACGUUCACCGGGCGCGUUUUGUCAGACGGUACAUCUACGCAAUGAAGCUGUUGGCUACUCUCCUGAUCGCAUUCGCGGUCGCAAGAUCCUUUGCGGAUGAGCCAGAGAAGUUAGUAAAUGGCACACCCACCAGCAUACAGCGAUAUCCGCAUUGUAUCUCCAUCAGAGCCUCGAACAGUCACAUGUGCGGAGGUAGCAUAAUCAGCCCGAACUACAUUCUUACCGCUGGUCAUUGCGUAGAUCCGUUACUAUCUGACGCGACUUUGAGAUCACGCGCAGUCGUUGUUAGUGGCACAACGUAUCUCAAUUCCGGUGGACAGUCUCACAAAAUAAAAAACUUGUAUAUUCAUCCCAACUACAAAGGUACCUCUGGUAGACCCGCUGGUUACGAUAUUGGUAUAAUCGAGCUUGCUACUCCUAUCCAAUUCUCGAGCACCCAGCAACCCAUCAAACUGCCAACGCGCGAUGUGACGAAAGGCGAAUCCGUCUCGGUUGUAGCCUGGGGUUCAACCGGGUUCAGAAAAAAUAUUCACAACGACUUGCAAAAGAUUGACGCGCAACUCAUGCUUCCGGGCCAGUGCCAGGAAUAUCAUAAAUCUUUGAUGAAGGUCAGCCCAUCCGAGUUCUGCACCCUCAUCAGUUACGGAACCGGAGCUUGCAACGGUGACAGCGGUAGCGGUGUCGUUCGAAACAGCGACGGAACAAUUGCCGGUCUGGUCUCCGGUGGACUUCCAUGUGCCAGGGGCUAUCCGGAUAUCUAUACCAGUGUCUACCCAUUCCGUUCUUGGAUCAAACAGAUAACAAAUCUGUAAUACUACGCUUUUUUCGUAUCUGUAUACUCUUCGUAUGUUUAAUUCAUACUCUUAAUAAAUAUUAGCGAGCACACA